AGGUUACAAGUCGCCCAUUAGGUGAUGUAAGCCAGAAGUGGUACGGUAUUCUCCGCAUACAUAUUUAUUUGGCUUAUUCACGUUACCCACACGGCGGCCUUCCUCGGUCGUAAUAGCAUCAGUGUAGUGCUGGCUUUUCUUUGCGUUGUAAUGACGUGCUAUAAAACGGUAGUUUGUAUGUAAAAGAAACAAUUCUAUAUAUUUUUCUCCUGCCGCGGUUCUAUUGUUUGGGUCCUCCUCCUUACCUAUAUAUAUAAUUGAGACAAGUGUUGAUGUGCAGCCUUGGACCGUGCAGCCCUUUGCGUCUCCGUCGUAUCUCUGAUUACAUCGUUGUCUCCUCUCUUCCUCGCAACUCGUAGUGAAAUUCUAGCCAAACUGUAUUUUCACCUUCUCUUUGUUUUUUAUGUUAUUGUAUUUGCACAGCAUUCGGUGUUUUCCUGUUUCUUCAACUUUCUGUAGUGUGUGUUAUUGUUUUAUACACGGGCCCUUUCUUUGGCACUCUGAACUGUUGUUUGCCUGUCCGCUCCUCUUUCUCUCCUUUCCGCAUUUUUCAAACGUUGUCUCAUUCUGACAACUCUGGUUUUUGCUCACCUCCUCUUCCGAUAGCUAUCAGUUUUUUUUUAAGCACACGAUCGGGGGGAGAAAACUCUUCUGCAAUCAAAUUUACUUGCUGACCCCAUCGAAUAGAUCCCACCGACAUCAAUGGCAGCGUCCGGUGCCAUGUCGGGCACUCCUCCUCCCUCCUGUUCUCCCCCGCCUCCCGCUUGUCUCUCCGUGUGGGUGAUUGGCAAUCCAACCAGUGGAGGCAAGCGAGGCGCGAUCGUGCUGGGCCGUUUGGCGAAACUCUUCCAGAGGACCUACGGCGCAGAGGCCGUGCAAGAGCUGCACAGCUCCCGCUUUUUGUCGCUUGCCUUUCCUCCGCACCCCACGCCGUCUUCCGCGGCGCGCAACGGCGAUGCAAUGCCGAGCACGGAUGUGUUCUCGCAGCUACCCUCGUUAGACGCCAUCUGGGCCAGCGGUGCGGCAGCGUCGACGGCCGUAGCAGGGCCUACACCGCCGAUUACGCCGCCCUCCUCCCCGCCGAAUGCCACCAUCCCACCACCACCAUCUUCCUCGUCUCCGUCCUCGUCUGCACGGGUGCGAACGAUGCUGAUUCACACCGAUCAGGGCGGACACGCCAAGCCGGUAAGCAACGCGCUAAGUCGUCUCAUUCUGCGCUCGCGUCUCACGGAUCAGCAGCAGCAGCAAGAAACACCGUUGAACGGCGCCACAACGACAGGGUCAAGUUCGGCACCCUACUCUCCGCCGCUUUGGCAGCACCUCGUCCUUGUUGCGGGGGGCGAUGGCACCUUGAGCGAGGUGGUCAACGGCCUGUGCGAAGGAACGCUGGCGGGCUACAAACACUUUACUUCCGCCUUGCACGGCUGCACGUCCGUGGGGGCAAAAAAGUGUGUGGGCUGUACAGCCGCAGCGCAUUCCUCGCAUGCGCACGUCGAGCAGGAGGCGGCCGUGUUCACACGUCUGCUCCCCGCAGUGCUUUAUGUGCCCGGCGGAACAGGCGCUGACUUCGCUAAGCUGCGGCUGUGCUGCUCCACACCGGAAGCGGCGCUCCACGUUGUGCGGGACGGCGUGGCGAAGAUGCUUUUCGAGAGCUCGCGUAGGAUGCGCACGACUACCACCGCGACCAACUCCUCCGCUGCUACGUUGCCGGAAAGCAAAGCGGCGUGCUACGCGUGUCCGGUGGAUAUUGGUCGUAUUGAGUUUCUCAACACCGGCACCCGUCACUUCUUCCUCAACAUCGCCUCGAUCGGCAUGUCGUGCGACGUCAUCCAACGCGGAGAGCGCUUCAAACACAGCAGAUUCAUCUCCAAGCUCGGCGGCACGCUCAUGUUCGCCCUGUCGUCGCUCAUUUCACUUUUUCUCAUGACCCCGAAGCCGCUGCUCCUCUGCAAGCUGCCACCGCGCACGACGCGGGCAGCCGCUGCAGUUGCCAUUGUGGGAGCAGAAGUGUCUAGUGAAGAUAUCAUCACAAGCAAGGCGGCAGAGGCCAGAAAUGGUCACGUGUGUAGCGGGUCCCACACCAAUCGUCAAGCAGGAGAAGAGCAGCAGUUUCAGCAAUGGCACUCAGCGGAGGAGGCACCUCCGCCAAAAGGAUCUCUCCUGUCACUGCCGUCUUUUUCCCCGCUCGGUGAGCAGCUAAGGCGGCUACAAGCAGAGCUUCCCCUGCACGCCGGCCACGAAAGUGUGGCGCAACUUCAUAGCUUGGUGAACGCACCUCUGUUUUCGUCCCUCCACGGCGAUAGCAUUUACGCCCCAACCAAAGAGGAGAACGCGUAUGGCUGCCACGUUGGAGCACCCAUACCGGCCCCCCAUGCAAAAAUUGUGCAGUGCAUGAGCCACACAUCUUCCCGUUAUGUUCACCAGUUGCUGGAUAUCAAUGAGCAGGAGCUGCUGGCACUGCGCCAUCAGCAAGCACUACAACUUGAGCGAAUGAUGACGACCUCCUUCGACACAGCAACGGAGGAAAGAGAGGAGAAACCGCAUCAAGCGGUGUCAGCACGUGAGCGCGCACAUCCUGGGAAUCACUACGCUAUUCACGCAAUGAACAACGGUACGAACGGAGGGCACUAUGGAAACGGUACGCUGCAGCCGCUCACCGCAGCAGCACUGGCAGAACCGCGAAAAGAAUGGAUUAGCACCGUGAACGGAAACGAUGAUGACCUUGCCGCGCUGACGUGGGUGGAGCUGCCGUCUUCGAUGGUGGCCUUCGCAAACGGGCGCUGGUACGGCGGAGGUAUGCACGUGGCCCCCCACGCCGACCCAACCGACGGCAUGCUGAGCUGCACCAGCUGGGUCGCGACGGUGCUACCUUUUAUCUCCGGCGCCUUGUCCCUCUACACGGGGCGGCAUCUGCACUGGAGCAGCACGAGCGCCUUUGAAGGGGAGCGCUUCUUGGUGAGCAGCGGCCCGUCAAAGGAUGCCGACGUCGCCGUGGCGCCGGUGUUUAUGGAAGCCGAUGGGGAGGUGCUGGAGCCGCUACCAGCCAUUGUGGAGCUGACCGGAAAGAUUACGUUUCUUGUCCCCUGCUCCUCCCACCUCUGCCUGGGUGACCCCGCACCGGGCACCACCCGAGCGGGUCUCACCGCAGCGGCCGACAGUCAGCCAUCAACGACGCAGUUUUUCUUCGCUGACAAGACCACGCGGGCUUCCGUGAUGUCGGAGCGGCUGCGGCGCUCUUUCGGAGGGAUCAGCGCGCUGUGGAGACGUCUCUGGAGUUACGCGCAGCGACGGCUGGAGCGAGAUGGGCGCUCUUGCAGCGGCAACGCGAAGUAUGACCGUGACGGUGUAUCGGUCGCAACGCGUAUCGGAAGCGCCGGCGCAACUUGCCGCUCACGCGAUGGCUGCACUAACGAUAUUGUGUGA
This is a messenger RNA of Leptomonas pyrrhocoris, 3423 nucleotides long. RefSeq lists its product as hypothetical. Gene Ontology annotation, biological process: protein insertion into mitochondrial inner membrane. Bases 703 to 3423 code for a protein of 906 amino acids. The transcript has a single exon. The record is from RefSeq and is a predicted model, not a curated record. Gene Ontology annotation, molecular function: kinase activity. Lineage: Eukaryota; Euglenozoa; Kinetoplastea; Trypanosomatida; Trypanosomatidae. Gene Ontology annotation, cellular component: TIM22 mitochondrial import inner membrane insertion complex.